AUGGAGGCGGAGGGUCCAUCCCCACGCCGGGUUGCAUUGCUCAUCUUCUCUCUUCUUCAUCUUCUAUCUCUCUCAUUUGGCUUUGAGAUUAAGGAAGCCACAGUUAGCCAGAUUCAGCAGGCCUUCAAGCGCAAGGAGCUCACAUCGAAAGACCUCUUCGAGUUCUAUCUCCGAGAAAUUAACGGGCUCAAUCCGCUUCUACGUGCAGUGCUCGAAGUGAACCCAGAUGCAUUGGACCAGGCCGACGAGGCCGACAAAGAGAGAGAGGCCACAUAUGGAGAAUGCGCCGAAGGGUUACAUGGGAUACCGGUGCUGCUAAAGGGUAACAUAGCGACGUGGGACCGGCUCAACACCACAGCUGGAUCACUCGCGUUGCUUGGCUCGGUGGUGCCACGAGAUGCAGGGGUGGUUGGGAGGCUGAGGGCUGCAGGGGCUAUCAUUUUGUGGAAGGCGAGCAUGAGCGAGUGGGCGGAGUUUAGGUCCGUUGAGGUGACUAUGGGGUGGAAUGCAAUUGGUGGUCAGCCUAAGAACCCCUAUGUCCUGUUGGCUAACCCAUCUGGAUCGAGCACUGGGUCAGCGAUAAGUGCUGCAACAAAUCUAGCAACUGUAACUUUAGGCAUCGAAACUGAUGGCUCCAUCAUUACUCCAUCAAGUGCUAACAGCGUAGUUGGGAUCAAGCCCACUCUUGGCCUCACUAGUAGAGCUGGAGUUAUUCUUAUAUCUCCUCGACAAGACAAUGUUGGGCCAAUUUGUCGAACUGUAUUUGAUGCAGUGUUUGUUUUGAAUGAAAUUGUUGGUUUUGAUCAAAGGGACAAGAAAGCUACAAUAGCAGCAUCCAAGUUCAUACCUGCUGGGGGUUACAAGCAAUUUCUCAAGGCAGAGGGUCUUAGAGGGAAAAGAUUGGGGAUCCUGAGACGGCCUUUCUUCAAUUUCUCAGGGACAUCUGUGUCAGCACAGACGUUCGAAACCCAUUUUAAAACAUUAAGGCAAAAGGGAACCAUUCUGGUAUAUAACAUAGAAAUAUCAAAUAUUAAUGUCAUUUUGGAUGUUCGAGAGAGCGGAGAAGGGUUGGCAUUGCUCUAUGAGUUCAAAAAGGCAUUGAAUGCUUACUUGUCUGAGCUACUGGUUUCUCCUGUUAGGACAUUGGGAGAUGUGAUUGCUUUCAAUUUAAAGCAUUCAAAAGAGGAGAAGCUGAAAGAGUAUGGACAAGACAUAUUCAUACUGGCUGAGAGCUUAAACAGGUCAAACAGUAGCCAAGUGAAAAGGGCCAUAUCAAAUCUCAAAGAGUUAUCAAGAAAUGGUAUUGUGAACGUGAUAAGGGAGAAGAAAUUAGAUGCUAUUCUGGCUCCUGCUAAUACUCCAGUCUAUACCAUAUUAGCAAUUGGAGGUUAUCCUGGGAUUACUGUGCCUGCUGGCUAUGACGAGGAAGGUGUGCCAUUUGGGAUUUGUUUUGGUGGACUCAGGGGCUCAGAGCCCAAGUUGAUUGAGAUCGCCUAUUCUUUUGAGCAAGCAACACACAUUAGAAGGCCUCCAUCCUUCAAGUCUUGA
Molecule: messenger RNA, 1548 nt
Organism: Amborella trichopoda
Lineage: Eukaryota; Viridiplantae; Streptophyta; Magnoliopsida; Amborellales; Amborellaceae
Source: RefSeq, a predicted model, not a curated record